CACAGUUUUGUUUAUCUUUUGAUUUUUACUUCCUUAAAAAUUUUCUUUUCUAGAGAGAGAAAAUCCAAGAAAGUAGAGAGAGAAACAAAAGCAAAAAGAAAGAAACUUUCUUUAUUGCCCGUACCUUUAUUUAUUGCACAUUUUCUUGCUUUUUCUUUGGUUCCAGUUCUUUCUACAGAUUGGAGAGUUAGUUUAUGAUUGAUGUUGUGGAGGAGGAGUUGAGAUAAUUAUUAGAUGAAGAGAUCUGGUAAAGUUGAGGAGUACUUCAAUUUGGAGAUCUAUUUAAAGGCCUUUUUUGGGUUUGUUUUGAUCUACUCAGCUGCAAUUUCCUUUGGAGAUACUAAUCCUACUGAUGUUGCUGCAAUUAAUAGCUUAUACACUUCACUGGGAUCUCCUGUGCUGCCCGGAUGGGUUGCCGCUGCGGGAGAUCCAUGUGGCGAACCGUGGCAAGGUGUUGCCUGUGAGCUUUCAGACAUAACGUCCAUAGUUCUAAAUGGAGCUAAUUUGGGAGGAGAACUUGGUAAUAGCUUGGGCAUGUUCACUUCUAUCAGAUCAAUAGAUCUAAGCAACAACCACAUUGGGGGAAGCAUUCCAUUAAAUCUGCCCAUUACUUUGCAGAACUUUUUCCUUGCAGCAAAUAAUUUUACUGGAAGUAUCCCAGAUUCAAUCUCAUCUCUGACUUUGCUAACAGCCUUGUCUCUGAAUAACAACUUCUUAAGUGGAGAGAUACCAGAUUCUUUCCAGUCCCUUGCAGGAUUGAUCAAUCUAGACUUAUCCAGUAACAAUUUCAGCGGGCAGCUACCUCCUUCAUUUGAAAAUUUGAUUGGUCUGACAACCUUACGUUUGCAGGAUAAUCAGCUGUCUGGGACCCUUGACGUUCUUCAAGAUCUUUCAUUGAGAGAUUUGAAUAUUGAGAAUAACCUGUUCUCAGGACCCAUACCUGAUAAACUACUGGCCAUUCCAAAUUUCAGAAAAGACGGGAACCCAUUCAAUGAUACUGCCUCUCCAUUACCUGCACCGGCAUCCCCACUGAUGCCGCCAUCAUCACCAAGGAUCCAUGGAGCACCAUUUUCACCAUCUACACCUUCAUCUGGAAAAACACCUAGCAAACCUGUUGACGGGCCGACUUCGCCAAAGGAAUCAAGUUCUGGAGGAAAAAAAUUUCUAACUACUAAAAGAGUUGUUUGGAUAUCAAUUGGUGGUGUAAUAUUGUUUAUAAUUUUGGUAAUAGCACUGGUGCUUUUUAUGCCAAGAUGUAGCAGAAGAAGGCAUGAGGCUAGUAGAAUUUUCAAGCGGCAUCAAGUUGGUGCAUUUAAAGGCAACAGAGAGAAUCCAAGGGACCAUGGGUCCUUGGACCGACCGACUACUGAAACAGAAAAAGUUCCAAAGGAGGCUGUGGUACGAGCUAAGGAGAAUAAUUCAAAGCCUGAAGUUGUGCACGAGAGAAAUAUGCCCAGAAUACCAAAGCGGGAUGAUUAUGCCAUAGAUAUAAGCAGAAUGGAUUCAUUUUUCAUGGACCCCCCUCCACCACCUCCACCUCCACCGCCUCCUCCUCCACCUCCUCCUCCACCACCUCCUUCCCUACCUUCAGUGGAGAAGGUCAUUGUUACACCUGUUGUUCCUACAGAAGCAAGCACCACAAAAUCUCCUACUAAAGUUCAAAACCCCCUCACUUCUGCUAGGUCAUUCACCAUUGCAUCCCUUCAACAAUACACCAAUAGCUUUUCUCAAGACAAUCUCAUUGGAGGAGGCAUGCUGGGAAAUGUUUACAGGGCAGAGCUUCCUAAUGGGAAGCUUCUUGCUGUCAAGAAACUGGACACGAGGGCCUCAAGCCAGCAGAAAGACGAAGAAUUUAUUGAACUGGUUAACAAUAUUGAUAGGAUCCGACAUGCUAAUGUUGUUGAGCUCAUGGGUUAUUGUGCAGAGCAUGAUCAAAGGCUUCUAAUCUAUGAAUAUUGCAGUAAUGGGACAAUGCAGGAUGCACUCCAUUCGGAUGACGAAUUGAAGGAGAAGCUUUCGUGGAACACCCGCAUACGGAUGGCACUUGGAGCUGCCAGAGCUUUAGAGUAUUUGCACGAAGUCUGUCAUCCACCUGUUGUGCACAGAAAUUUCAAAUCUGCCAACAUUCUCCUUGAUGAUGAUCUUGAUGUGCGCGUCUCAGAUUGUGGUUUGGCUCCACUUAUAUCAUCAGGCUCUGUUAGCCAGUUGUCAGGGCAUCUGCUAACAGCUUAUGGUUAUGGGGCUCCUGAAUUCGAGUCGGGAAUUUAUACCGUCCACAGUGAUGUUUUCAGCUUCGGAGUAGUUAUGCUAGAACUCUUGACAGGACGAAAAUCCUACGACAGAACACGAAAUCGAGGUGAACAGUUUUUGGUAAGAUGGGCAAUCCCUCAGCUUCAUGACAUUGAUGCAUUAUCCAAGAUGGUUGAUCCUUCUCUCAAUGGACAAUACCCUGCCAAAUCAUUAUCGCACUUCGCGGACAUUAUUUCUCGAUGUGUCCAGAAUCAGCCAGAAUUCAGGCCGCCAAUGUCUGAAGUUGUCCAGGAUCUGACGAACAUGAUUCGUAGAGAACGACCUAGCAACGAGUCAAUUGGCGACUGACUGAAACUAUUAAGUAGUGCUCCUCAUCUAAGCUUGUGCAUGUAAAGUGCUGAAGUUCAACUCAAGAAGAUGGAUCUGAUCUACUGUAAACAAAAUUCCAAUUGCUAACACAGCCAGAACUGUUCAGAUCUCAGUUUCAUACUCAUAUUUGUUCAAGAAAAACAGCCUGCCAUCACCGAACCGGCUGCAAAAAAUGGAACAAACCAAUUCUUGUGAAAAAUUAUUUGUGAUGCUUGUUGAUUAGAAUUAUACAAUGAUGUGGAAAUUUGAUAACCCCUGAUUGUUUUGUAUUUAUCAUUUGUUGGUAAUUCUUGAUAGUGAGAUUUUGGUUGUAAUGCACCAUCUAAUCUUAAAACAUACUAUUAUUUGAUAUUGUA
Mercurialis annua (annual mercury) is the source of this 2975-nucleotide messenger RNA. RefSeq names its product protein STRUBBELIG-RECEPTOR FAMILY 3-like. Gene Ontology annotation, biological process: protein phosphorylation. NCBI's taxonomy places the organism in Eukaryota, Viridiplantae, Streptophyta, Magnoliopsida, Malpighiales, Euphorbiaceae. Gene Ontology annotation, molecular function: protein binding; protein kinase activity; ATP binding. The coding region runs from base 235 to 2598 and encodes 787 amino acids. The transcript is spliced from 17 exons. The record is from RefSeq and is a predicted model, not a curated record.